This is a messenger RNA of Ochlerotatus camptorhynchus, 1359 nucleotides long. RefSeq lists its product as uncharacterized. The transcript has a single exon. The record is from RefSeq and is a predicted model, not a curated record. Bases 1 to 1359 code for a protein of 452 amino acids. Gene Ontology annotation, molecular function: nucleic acid binding. Lineage: Eukaryota; Metazoa; Arthropoda; Insecta; Diptera; Culicidae. Gene Ontology annotation, biological process: DNA integration.
AUGACUUUGUGGAAGCUGGUACAAUCGGAUGCAUAUCCGGAUGAAGUGACAACGAUGAAGCGUAACAUGGAUCCGGGAAACGAAGAAAAGCGAUUGGAGUGUUCGAGUAAGAUUGCAAAGUUGCCGCCGAUGAUGGAUGAGAACGGAGUCCUUCGUGUAGACAGUCGGAUCGGUGCGGCGGAGUAUUUGUCGCUCAACGCAAGAUACCCAAUCAUACUACCACGAGAACAUCGCGUGACGGAGCUCCUGCUGGAUUGGUAUCACCGAGAAUUUCGCCAUGCUAAUGAUGAGACGGUGGUAAACGAAGUUCGCCAAAGGUUCUACGUAGGCAAGUUGAGAACAUGCGUACGAAUGACGAAGACUCGAUGUACGUGGUGUCGAGUGUACAAGUCGGUUCCAGUGACGCCGAAGAUGGGACCACUACCAACCGUGAGAUUGACGACACAUGUCCGCGCUUUCACUUUCGUCGGAGUCCAUUAUUUCGGGCCGUACUUAGUCAAGGUUGGACGGAGCGUGGCUAAACGUUGGGGAGUGGUAUUCACGUGCUUGACAAUAAGAGCCAUACACAUCGAGGUAGCAAGUAGCCUGACAACCGAUUCAUGCAAAAAGGCAUUGCGUAGAUUCAUCGCUCGACGUGGAGCGCCGCAAGAGAUUUACUCCGAUAACGGUACAAAUUUUGUUGGAGUCAGCCGGGAGUUGGAAAAGGAAACGAAGGAGAUCAAUGCGGAGUUGAGUAGCACGUUCACGGACACUUAUACGCAGUGGAGGUUCAACCCACCCUCAGCGCCACAUAUGGGAGGUUGCUGGGAACGGAUGGUCCGGUCCAUUAAAUCGGCUCUUGGAGCGAUUCCUUCGGAGCGUAAGCUGGAUGACGAAUCGCUGGCAACACUCUUCGCUGAAGCUGAGAAGAUGAUAAACUCGCGGCCGUUGACUUUCGUUGCUCUGGAGACUUCAGACCAGGAAGCGAUAACUCCAAAUCAUUUCCUGAUAUUAAGCUCAACUGGGGUUCAGCAACCGAUUAAGGCCCCGGUUAGUGAAGGAGAGUCGCUAAGAAGCAGUUGGAAUAUGAUGCAGUACACGCUGGACAACAUCUGGCGAAGGUGGAUCACCGAGUACCUGCCGACGAUAACCAGGAGGACUAAGUGGUUCCAAAAUGUCAGGCCGAUUAAAGAGGGUGAGUUGGUAGUCAUAGCGGAUGAGAAGGUCAGGAAUAGGUGGUUGAGAGGUCGGGUGGUGCGUACGUAUCCUGGUAAGGAUGGGACAGUGCGACAAGCUGAGGUGAUGACUUCGGGUGGCAUACUACGAAGGCCUGUCGUCAAGCUUGCACUACUGGAUGUGGAACCGGGAGAUGACGCCUAG